UAUUCCAAAACUGAAUACAAAAUAAAAAACCUUUCUAACUACCUCCUUCCUUCGUUCCCAAAACCUUUCUAACCACCUCCUUCCUUCGUUCCCAGCAGCAGCAUAAGGCACGAAUUCGAGCAAAAAUUCGAAGGUAAUUAAGCUACCUCCUUCAUUCAUUCCCAGCAGCAGCAUAAGAAGAAUUUUCGAGCAACGAUUCGAAGGUAAGCUGCCUCCUUCAUUCGUUCCCAGCAGCAGCAUAAGCGUGAGGUCUACAUUCGUUCCCAGCAUAAGAAGAAUUUUCGAGCAAAUUCAAAGGUGUAAAACCUCUUUCUAGCUACCUCCUUCAUUCGUUCCCAGCAGAAAAUUCGAGCAAAUUUUCGAGCAUAAACGCACAGCGAAUUCGAAGGUGUAAUUUGAACCCUAAUUUAGAGCAUAAACGAGCAAAUUCGUGCCUAAUAAUAGCGAAUUCGAGCAAAUUUAAAUAGAGGAUUUUUUCUUCUCAGCUUGAUGUUGAUGAUUUAAGAGAUAGCUAUUUUCUCUGCCCAAGUUCUAUCGUAUUGCUGGGAGCACCGAUCAGCCUGCUGUUUCUGGAAGUUUGCACUGUUUUACAUGCCAGUUGAUCUUACAGAAGCACUUAAGAGAAUUUAUCAUGGUUCUCACCCAUAGUAUAUAUGUCUCAUCGUUGUCACAAAUAUGAUUGAACAAUUCAUCAAUUUUGUGGUUCGACCUCCCAGGGCCGUGUAUGAUCCAGAUCAGUACUUAUGGGAGAAGGAUUUUACACUUGCUGGCAGAGCGUACAAAAGGGAAGAUUUAGAGCUUCAAAAUGGAAGAGGCCAGACCUUGAAGUGUAGUCAUUAUGUCCCAUCUCUUCUCCCAGAAGAUUCUCCUCUUCCGUGUGUUGUAUACUGUCAUGGAAACAGUGGAUGUCGGGCAGAUGCAAAUGAGGCUGCUGUAAUACUUCUUCCAGCAAAUAUCACAGUCUUCACCCUGGACUUCUCUGGAUCAGGCUUAUCUGAUGGUAAUUAUGUUAGCCUGGGAUGGCAUGAGAAAGACGAUCUCAGAGUUGUCGUCUCUUAUUUAAGAAGUACCAAGCGCGUGUCGCAAAUAGGUCUUUGGGGACGAUCUAUGGGUGCCAUUACAAGCCUUCUUUAUGGAUCAGAGGACCCUUCAAUCUCUGGGAUGGUUUUAGAUAGCGUUUUCUCUAAUUUAUUUGAUCUUAUGAAGGAACUUGUUGAUGUAUACAAGAUUCGGCUCCCAAAAUUCACUGUGAAGAUGGCUGUGCAGUACAUGCGGCGGGUGAUUAAGAGGAGGGCAAAGUUUGAUAUCAAGGACCUCAAUUCCUUGCAGGUUGCAAGCCAAACAUUCAUUCCUGUCUUAUUUGGACAUGCUAAUGGGGAUAAAUUUAUUCAACCACACCACUCUGAUGUUAUCUUUAAAUUGUAUGCGGGUGAUAAAAACAUCAUAAAAUUUGAUGGUGAUCAUAACUCUUCUCGGCCACAGUUCUACUAUGACUCAGUUUCCAUAUUCUUCUAUAAUGCCCUACAUCCUCCACAAGUUUCAUCUGUUUGGUCCAAUAAGAUUCAGGAAUAUCAUAGUCUGAAGGAUCUGAGAGUUGAUGCUGGUAUGGAUGAGAAGCUGCUGUAUGAGAUAAUAUCUAAUCUUCAUAUUGCGGGUACUGAUGCUGCAAGCUCAUCUUCUGCUCCGCCCAGCUUUUCAACUGCUAAAUCUGUCGGAGAUUUUCUCUCUGAAAUCGUACCAGUUUUGGGCACAAGUGACAUGAUAUCUAAUGAAGACAUAUGUGCUGCUGAUGGGUAUUUCCAGGAUAAAAUAAGUGGAUCAUUUGAAGAAUGCUGCUCGCAUGCUAGCUCUAACAAGGAGAGUUUAGGAAGAUGUUCAUCUUUAGAAGGCUAUGAUUACAUAGAGUAUGCUGAUCCAAGUAACAGCCAUCAGAUGAGCCCCAAUGUGUCGAGUACCUGCACAGCACAAGACGUAGGCAGAUCGCCCAAAGACAAUGAGAGAAAGGUCCCUCUAGGGAAGUCGGAAAAAUUUGGGACCUUGAGUCAACUUUUGCGCUUUUGCAUCCUAAAGAGAGCUAAUCAUCGUAACUCCUUUUCAUGAGUGUACAUGCUAACACGAAUUGAAAUUUGUUCUAUUGUACUACAAAUGAUCUUUCUAACUGCAGAAUUAUUUAUGUACUAUGACGAGUCUAACAACAAAAAAGUUAACACGAUAGUUAGAAGUUUUAUGUUUAGAAAAGAUUAUUUAUGUAUUAUUCACUAAUCAUUCUUGUGGAUUGGAUUAGCAAAACUAUCCAAUUUCGUUGAUCUGAUCCAAUGGUGGUGCAUUGAUUCGAACUAGAAGUCAUGAACCUGGUCUAGAUGUCUAGUUAGUUUCAGAUAAUUCAAAUUAUUAUUUUUGGGAAUAAAUGUCUUGCCAAAUUAAGUACAUUUGUUAUA
Messenger RNA from Chenopodium quinoa (quinoa), 2438 nucleotides. RefSeq lists its product as uncharacterized. Lineage: Eukaryota; Viridiplantae; Streptophyta; Magnoliopsida; Caryophyllales; Amaranthaceae. The record is from RefSeq and is a predicted model, not a curated record. The coding region runs from base 676 to 2100 and encodes 474 amino acids. The transcript has 15 exons.